AUGUAUUACAACAACAAUUUAGAUAUAGAAAUUAUUUUACUUGAAAAUAAUAAAUAAAAUAAUAAUGCAGAAUUUAAAAAUAAGAAAAUUUAAAUAAAAAAACUAUUUCAAUAAGGAAUAGAAUUGAUUAAGAAAGAUGAAGUUUUAAAGGAUAGUCCAUAAAUUUAUGAAUUAGCCAAAAAGAACCUUAUAAAAUGGAAGAGAUAUUUAAAUGAUUUAUUGAAAUAUCAUAAGGAAUAGAGGGUGAUUGAAUUAUUAGAAAAGAAAAGAAAAACUUUGAGAAAAUAUGAAAUUAGUGGAAUUCAUCCAGAUUUAAUAGUGAAAAAAGGAUAUUGGGUUAUUUUUAUGGAGUAUAGAUGGGAAUGUAGGAAAUGUAAUAGAUAAUUUAUGGAUAAUCUAAAAGCAAAGAAACAUAUGAGAAAAAUAUGUUUUAAGGGUGAAUAUGGAUAGAAAUCAGAAGAAAAAUAAGUUAUAAUAAAGAAGAUAUUCAAGAGAGCUUGA
Paramecium pentaurelia is the source of this 501-nucleotide messenger RNA. NCBI's taxonomy places the organism in Eukaryota, Ciliophora, Oligohymenophorea, Peniculida, Parameciidae. The record is from the annotation of a GenBank genome assembly.